AUGAGCUCGCCUCAGAAGAAGACCGCCGCCGCAACAGAGGGUAACCUCUCUGUUGCUCAGUACCAUGAGCGCCAGCAGGCAAAGCGCGAUGCGCUCGCUGCAAAGGCCGCGUCGGGGACAACCCAGUCGGAGAUUGUCCUCGAAGGUUCCUCUGUAGUCAACGACGCCGUUGACUACGAAGACGACGACGUGGAGAUGGAAGAGGGCGAGGCCUCUUCUAGCAAGCGCAAGGAGUCUAUCGACAGCGAUAGUCUCGACCCGCAUGCCGAGUCGAGACGCCCUCGUGAAGGAGACGAGUCGGACGCUUCGAGCUCGAAGCGUUCGCGCGGCGAGAACGAAACUCCGCUCUCUGCUGCUGGGGCUUUAAGCUCCCCACGUGAUGUGGGGACUUCGAGCUCUCCGCGCGCUGCUCAGGCAGCGCGCGAUCCGUGGAUGCCGUCUGCGUCAGAGAUCGCAGACCACGUGGGCAACACUGUGCCUCCAAACGAAAUUCCGCUGUACGUAUGCAGCGGUAUCUACGACGAUGCUGUUGCGGAGGAGCAGCACUUUGACCCGUUAACGAAUCAAAGGCGCGACUACUACAUCGGGCUCUUCCACGAGCUCCGGCACUUCUCCAGCAAGAAGACUUCUUCUCGCAGCAGAGUGCCUGAGUGGCAGGCACUUUGUCAAAGUUGGAACGCUUUUGUUAAGAACUUCAACAAGAAGUCGGCUGCUUACCACGAGCGGGUUAAGCAUGCCCGUGAACGCUUCGAGAUAUUCUCGACGCGCGGGAGGUUGGAGCAGCUCCACAGAUCUUCUGUGGACGCUGGUAUUCCAUGCGCUGUGCCCGAAGGCCAACAGUGCACGUUGUGUCUUCCGGGUGCGGCGCACUUGAGCGACCGCGACCUAAACGGGUACACGACGAUUCGUGUACCUGAGAGUCUCAAGGAUCUCCGUGCCAAGUUCUUGGCGCUGUAG
This is a messenger RNA of Phytophthora sojae, 957 nucleotides long. RefSeq lists its product as hypothetical. The coding region runs from base 1 to 957 and encodes 318 amino acids. The record is from RefSeq and is a predicted model, not a curated record. The transcript is spliced from 2 exons. Lineage: Eukaryota; Oomycota; Peronosporomycetes; Peronosporales; Peronosporaceae.